UUAUUUCUUUCUGUUCAAGAGCUUUAGAAUUUGACUCCUGAAACAUCAAGAAGCAGCUCCAGGACUGAUCUUCUUCUGAAGUUUCUCAUUAAAGUUUCUCCAAACAUCAGAGACUUUGAAGGAACUGACUGAAGCAAGAAAAACAUCAAAGAUGCAGAGUGCUGGUCUGCUGUCAGUCCUGGUCCUGGUUCCUCAGCUGGUCGGCGGUCUUCCUGGGGUUCCUCCUGUGGACUGCAGUGAUAUCUACGAGCAGGACAACAGCAGACCCAGUGGAGUUUACACCGUCUAUCCUGUAGAAGACACAUAUGGUGUCCAGGUGUUCUGUGACAUGGAUUCCCUCGGAGGACAGUGGAUGGUCUUCCAGAGGAGGAUGGACGGUUCUUUGAACUUCUACAGACCCUGGGAUUAUUACAGGACGGGUUUUGGUUCUGCUGAUGGAGAGAUCUGGCUCGGUCUGGAGAAUCUCUUCCAGCUCUGUUUGAGGAAGAAAUACGAGCUGCUGGUCGACAUGGAAGACUUUGAAGGAAACAAGGCGUACGCUCGCUACUCCUCCUUCUCUGUUGGUCCAGAGACUGAAGGAUACAAACUGGAGGUGACGGGAUUCACCGAUGGAGGAGCAGGAGACUCUCUGAGUUACAUCAAUGGAAUGAUGUUCUCCACCUUUGACAAAGACCAGGACAUGUGGUACAAAAACUGUGCAGGACUUUCUUUAGGGGCGUUCUGGUAUAAGGAGUGUACCUACGUAAACCCGAACGGCGUUUAUCUCUGGGGCAAAUACUCAAAGCACCAGGCAGUCGGCGUGGAGUAUGAAGGCUGGAAGGGUAAUAACUACUCUCUGAAGAGCAUCAGCUUGAAGAUCCGUCCUGUCAAAUAAUUCUUUGGCUGAUGGUAUUCGCUCGUAUUGACAUGCAACCAAGGAAAAAAAAAAGUGUCACAAGAUAAUCUUUUAAUGGAAACAACUGUGAUUGUGAGCAGCUGCUGGCUGUGAAUCUGAUUGAAGUUUAAAGUUCUGCUAUCAUUAAAGAAGAAGAAAGUCA
Molecule: messenger RNA, 1037 nt
Organism: Oryzias melastigma (Indian medaka)
Lineage: Eukaryota; Metazoa; Chordata; Actinopteri; Beloniformes; Adrianichthyidae
Product: microfibril-associated glycoprotein 4
Exons: 6
Coding region: 152-874 (240 amino acids)
Biological process (GO): elastic fiber assembly
Source: RefSeq, a predicted model, not a curated record